UGAUCCUUGGGCGAUCGUCACGAAAUUUGAAAUGCGGAUUGCUGGCUAACGAUAACCUAAGAAAACAAAGUCUAGUCUAGUGGAUAAAUCAUUGCAGCAAGUAUUUCCUUUUUUGUCUUUUUUAGAGACAUUCUGUUACUACUGUAACACGCUACUAACAACCUAGCCACUAAGUUUGCGUUCACAGUUGUGUGUUGAACUCGAAGCCUCCAGUCUUUCAAGAUAACCAACGUAGAUAUCGAUAGCGUGUAGAGCUGGCUGUUCUCGUUUGUCUGUCUUUCCUCGGAUUAUGGCUGCGAUUGGUGAGCAAGACUUUGUGUCCGUGGCCGAUGAGAAGUUUGACUUUGACAUUUCACUUUCACCUGCAAGUUCAAAGGGAGAUGAGGAUGACGAUGAAGUCUUUGUUGGUCUAAUCCGGCACAAGGAGAGAUGCAUUGCCCAUGGUGUGGAAUCGCGAGUGAAGGACAGCGUCAGCAGUGGUCCAUCCCUGGGGGAGGAACCCAGUUGGAGUCCUCUAACGGGGGACGACUUUGAGGAGAUCAGCAAAGAGGCCCAGCUGGUGGUCAGCCACUUGGACAGCAGCCUGCAUGGAUCAUCCAAGUCCCAGGAGUCUUGUGUCGAGGCGGUUUUCACUCCGGCCACAAAGAUAUUUGAAGAGGACAGUGCUGCCAAACGGAGGCUCAGCCCCAUCAAAAGGGAGACAUUCUGUAUUCAGGACAGUCCGCUGAAGCAGCUCCCGCCUGCCAUUCAGCAGCGUCUAAUGAGGGCUAAUCGAGCUGGAGCCACCACCACCGCUGCUCCCGGGAAACCACGGCUCAGCACUUCUAGCCCAAUCAGGCAGCCUGUUGUUCAGCCCAAGAUGGCGCUCAGGAGCAAGGCUGGGCUGGCUGGGCCCAGGAGUGUGCUUCCCAGCAGGCCCUCUGUCCCAGUGGCCACACAGACUCCUGUUAAAAUGAGGCCUGCACCUCCAGACAAAACCAAACUUCAACCUCCAACCAGAGGUAACUUGGGCCCAAGACGCAGUAUGAGCUGCAGAAUGUCCACUAGAAUGGGCUCCACUGAAGAUCUCCUUUCAGACUCCGCUAGUAUUACCUCCGAUGUCAGUGACACCUCCCUCAACAACAGCCUGACUGGGAAGAGAAGUAUCCCUCCCCCCUUCAAGCCUGCCCUCAGAAGACCGUCCGCAGUCAAGGGUCAAGGGUCAGUCAAGGGUCCUGUCGCUCAGACUUCCAGGGUGGUGGACAGAAGGAGAAACACGUCCUCCUCCAAUUCCUCAGUGUCCAGCAUCAAUUCCAGUAUUACUGGCUCUCCCAUGCCCAAAGCUAAGCUCAAUGCAUCACUGAACUCCAGUGGCCUCUCUGCCCCAGCUGUCCCCACUGCCACCAAGACCCGCCAGUCAUCAGUCACGAGUCGAGCCCCAGAACCGCCCACAGUGGCCCGCAGGUCCAUCUCCGUUCAGAGCAGGAAACCCUCGGAAUCCCUUACCCGACCGGUCAGGUCAACUCCCAGCAAGAAACCAGACCCUACCCCUGUCCCUACUCCCCGCCAGACAGCAGCUAGGCGGAGCAUAGCACCAAGCUCCAGCGUCCAGGCGACCAAAGCGGAGAGCGCUGUCAAAGGCACCCGCAGACUGACCGGACUCUUCGGUGCAACUCCCUCAAAGGGAACGAAUCGAUCGGAAGCAUUGGCAUCCCCUGAUGGCCCACGGAUCAUAAAGCCAAAACGGUUAAUGUCAGCUUGCAGCAUGGAAAGUUUAACACAGAAACCAGGACAUCCUGCUGGUUUCCAGACGCCCUCUGGCAGAGAUAAGUUAUUGCCUGCGGCCAAGAUGAGAAGACUGUCUGCCCUGCCGACCCCAAGCGGCCGUCAUGUCUCCAGUGUUCCUACGAUGACCCCAAGCGGCCGUCACAUCUCCAGUGUUCCUAUGCUGACCCCCAAGAGUUCUGCGAAGCCCAGACUUCGAACAGAGUCCUUACCAGUCCCCGCCAAGAGGGCCUGUUUUAAGAGUCCAUCCCGAGUGGAGGAUGUUCAGAUGGAGGAGCCUCAGGAGUCCCAGGAAGAAGAGUCUUUGUCCAGCGAUGAGUCCCUUGGUCAGGACAAGUCUGAGCCGAUUAUCUUCUCCCUGGAGGCGGAGGCAGAGGCACCCACUGCCCCUGUAUCCGUGGCCCCUGAGCAGGGCAUCAAGCCGGAGCCUAAGCUGUUCACCCCGGAGCCGCUCCUGGUGAACUUUGAGCCCCAGGCAGUCCCAGAGGUGGAGAAAACCAGUGGCCAGUCUCAGCUCGACACAACCAAGAGCCAGAAGAUGAAUGAGGUACUGCUGAUGGAUCUCCCUGCUCCUGAGCUAGCCCCUGACGAGAAGCCCCUCAUUGAUCUGUCCAACACCCCAGACAUCAUCAGAACGACCUCUAUGAAGCCCUGCGGAGGACAGUUAAUUGACCUCAGCUCACCGCUCAUAAAAUGGAGUCCCGAGGACAAGAACGAAAAUGUUGUGAAGGAGGGUCAGCUUAUAGACUUGUCCUUCUAACUGGGAUGUGUAAUAUCACCUGCGCUUAUUUGAUCAAGAAAUCCCGGAAAAAAAUACAGUAAUAUAAUGCAGAAGCUUUCACUUUGUAACCAUGUGGUUCACUUUUGUUUUUAACUCAUAGAUUACUGUACUGUCAGUGCAAUAUUUUAAUGUGAACAAUUUCCAACAUUACUGCAGGUACAGCCUUUUGAUUUAUUUGUAUCUGUUUCUUUGUAUAUUUCUGUGUGCUAGUUGCCUUAAUUUCUCUGAAUGUACAAAUAAAUGUUAAGAAAU
Molecule: messenger RNA, 2797 nt
Organism: Clupea harengus (Atlantic herring)
Lineage: Eukaryota; Metazoa; Chordata; Actinopteri; Clupeiformes; Clupeidae
Gene: gtse1
Product: G2 and S-phase expressed 1
Cellular component (GO): microtubule cytoskeleton; cytoplasmic microtubule
Molecular function (GO): microtubule binding
Source: RefSeq, a predicted model, not a curated record